Molecule: messenger RNA, 3479 nt
Organism: Coregonus sp. 'balchen'
Lineage: Eukaryota; Metazoa; Chordata; Actinopteri; Salmoniformes; Salmonidae
Source: the annotation of a GenBank genome assembly
AUGGCUGGAGUAUGCGUUCCAUCUGAGCCAUCCUCUACGGAUUUGCACCGGGUCAGACUUCUACAAUCAAAUGUAAACCGAGUUGGUGCAAGAUGGAUGCACAGGCAAAUGAACUUGCCCUGCGAGAGAGGUCCCGAGGGAAGAUAUUACUUUAACAGCUUACUAGAACAACAGAGGAGUGCAUUCUCGAAAUUCAACCUACUGGCCCAUCCACCUGCCGACAAUGCGCCCUUGGCGCCUUUACGAGAUGAGGUCUUGUUGAUUGAUCCGUGCAAUGGGCAUCUAAGUGCGGGGGCUGAGGUGGAUUUGGCAACUAAAGGAAGACCUCAAUUUAUAGAUAUUCCUUAUAUUCCGUCUGGAUUAUGGGUCGCCCCCGGUUCCAGAGAAAGGCCCCAGACACCUCUAGUCAGGCCAUCAGCCGGGACAUGCGACCUGUCCGAAAACAAGGCAUGGAACUCAAGGACAAUGCCAGACGCAGCUCUUCGGGCCAGUCUUGGAGGUAAAAUUAGAGUUUAAAGUAGCCUAGGACUAAUUAUAAAGCCUAAUGUGAAGUACACUUAUAAGGCUGACAGUAUAGCAUAAUACACAUAAGCCGACCCAAUUCUUUAGGCAAAUUUACUUAUUUUGUUAUAAAGACUGUAUGUAAGUAAAUCCAACAUCUCACUGUAGCCCACCAUGCCAAAUAGGCUGGCAGUUUCCCACACUUUACUAGCCUAAUAUGUCAUCAAAAGGUUGGACAAGUCAUUCGAAGGUGAAACCAGAGCCUCCCAAAAUGCCAUGUACAGUGAAAUUCUUCGGGUUUUUCCCUGAAAGAGAGAACUUGGUAUGUUAUAACCCUAUAAGUUUACAUAAUGAUACAUUUUCAACGGUUUCAAAGCAGUGAAGUGAAAUCUUGUUGAUUGUUGAUGUGUUUGAUUUUGAAGGAAGUCAGACCCUCUGGUUCCAGUCAAUGGAUAGAGAAGGCAGCACUGCGUUAUAUCUACACUUCAGUGGCUCAGAGGUCAGGUGCCACCCAGGACCUUCAUAUUUUCUCUCAAACACAUUGUGCAGCAGAGUAUAGUCACUGUGUUCCAUUCUGAUAUGUAUCAUAUGGUUUCUUUGACCUUUUGCAUGAUGGAGACCUUGCAACCAUAGCAUCCAGUUAUAUUCUAAUGUGUGUAUGUUUUCUGAAUAACACACAAACAGUGUAGGCCUAAGUGUGUCACCAUGCCUUGUAAUAUAUUAACUUGCAGGGGCUAUGAGGACGUCGGUUGGGACACAAAAUUACCGCGGCGCCUGAAGCCCCCAGCAACCACCCUUGAGAAAAUGGCAGACCCUGUGAAUCAGCAUUUUACCCAGAAGUGUUACCACAACAAACCAGAGCUGUGGCAGGUGAGUGCAUGUGUCUAGAAAAUACACAACACUGAAGUUAAUUUAAAUACUGUCCAUCCCAAUUGUAAUUAUAGAAUUUGGUUUUAAUGGGACAUCCUAAACUAACAAAUAAUGUAAAAAAUAGUGCUGCUUCUAACUCUUCUCUAAGGCGAUUGGAGCCCAUUGGAACAGACACCAGCUUCGUGCUAGGAAUGAAGUGCGGAAACCUAUAACAUUGUGAGUGUUUUGGCCUAGCCUUAUUUCAUGAUGUAAUAACAAGAACGGAUUUUGCUAGAUUGUCUCGUUGAAAAAAUAAGCCUGUUUUUUUUGUUCUAAGAUUGUUUCAUUUUAUUUCACAGCACCAGUUCCUGCCCAAACACCUGUCAAAUUCCAUUGUAUGGGUAAGCAGUUCUAGCCUCUGUUUGUGCUAUUGGCAACUUUUAGUAAUAUAUUUAUAUAUAUAUAUAUUAUUUUUUUCACAUCAAUUUGUUUGUUUGUAGGUUCAUGUGUAGGCUAAAGCAGUGCCUCUAUGGAAGAGUGAAAAUCUGUCUCUGAGUGUGACUGGACUUGCUUUUUGUGUGUCCUCUUUAUGUUAUUGGAGUGGUGUGGUGGGAUCCAUGAACAUGGACAACAUAGAUAAGACAGGACAUGACUUCUACCCCUUGACUAUGCAGCGGACCACUUUGCCCCCAUACACUCCCACGGCACAGUAUGUAUCUUCAUGAUGUACACUACGGGUCAAAAGUUUUAGAACACCUACUCAUUCAAGGGUUUUUCUUUAUUUUUACUAUUUUCUACAUUGUAGAAUAAUAGUGAAGACAUCAAAACUAUGAAAUAACACAUAUGGAAUCAUGUAGUAACCAAAAAAGUGUUAAACAAAUCAAAAUAUAUUUUAUAUUUGAGAUUCUUCAAAUAGCCACCCUUUGCCUUGAUGACAGCUUUGCACACUCUUGGCAUUCUCUCAACCAGCUUCACCUGGAAUGCUUUUCCAACAAUCUUGAAGGAGUUCCCACAUAUGCUGAGCACUCUGCGGUCCACCUCAUCCCAAACCAUCUCAAUUUGGUUGAGGUCGGGGGAUUGUGGAGGCCAGGUCAUCUGAUGCAGCACUCCAUCACUCUCUUUCUUGGUAAAAUAGCUCUUACACAGCCUGGAGGUGUGUUGGGUCAUUGUCCUGUUGAAAAACAAAUGAUAGUCCCACUAAGCCCAAACCAGAUGGGAUGGCGUAUCGCUGCAGAAUGCUGUGGUAGCCAUGCUGGUUAAGUGUGCCUUGAAUUCUAAAUAAAUCACAGACAGUGUCACCAGCAAAGCAUCCCCACACCAUAACACCUCCUCCUCCAUGUUCUUGCCAUAAUAUGGACUUAGUCUUUUACCAAAAAGGGCUAUCUUAUGUAUGCCCCCCAACCUUGUCACAACACAACUGAUUGGCUCAAACGCAUUAAGGAAAUAAAUUCCACAAAUUAACUUUUAACAAUGCAUACCUGUUAAUUGAAAUGCAUUACAGGUCACUACCUCAUGAAGCUGGUUGAGAGAAUGCCAAGAGUGUGCAAAGCUGUCAUCAAGGCAAAGGGUUGAUAUUUGAAGAUUCUCAAAUAUAACAUUUGAUUUGUUUAACACUUUUUUGGUUACUACAUGAUUCCAUAUGUGUUAUUUCAUAGUUUUGAUGUCUUCACUAUUAUUCUACAAUGUAGUAAAUAGUAAAAAUAAAGAAAAACACUUGAAUGAGUAGGUGUUCUAAAACAUUUGACCGGUAGUGUACCUUCACUGAUCAUUAUACACCACACUGCCCAAUAUAAAGCAUACACCUUCACUUAUACAAGAUACCUUCACUAAUAAUACACAAAGCAUUAUUGGUGGCAUUGAAGAGUCUAGUAAGAUUGGAAUCACACUCAAACGUAUUAUCUGUUUGUUUAUAGUUUCAUUCAUUAAAUUGUAUUCUAUUGGAUAUACAUCAACAUUUUUUCCAUUGUGGACUAUAUGCAAUAUAUGAAUAAUGUGCAAAUGUAUAAAACUUGAUUCUCUAAUAUUUUUGUCCCAGCCGCCCCACCAUCCCUGGCUAUACCGGCAAGGCUCACUAUGAUGGUGCUCGGUCCUCUGGGUUCAGUCUGCCUCUUCUACCCAGCUCUGCCCCA